AUGUCGUCGAAGCGCGAGCGGUAUCUGUUCCGGCCGCUUUACCGCGGCGUCGUGAAGCCGGUGGGCAUGUGCCUGCUGGCCCCUCUGGUUGUCAUGUACCUUGCCUACUACGCCUGCCGCAAGUGCGGCUCCUACUCCCACAGGACCCCGUUGGACUCCCGCUCGCACCUGGACUCGCAGCGCGAGUUCGAGCAGCUGUGCGAGAAGCUGGACCGGGACUACACCCCGCCUCCGCUGCUGGCCAACCGCCGUCCCCGCGCGCUCACCAUCUGCGAGGGCGUUGUCGCUAACACGGCCGACGUCGAAGAGAAACAGAGCGGCGCCCCGCCAGCGAACCCGCAGCACCAGUCCCUCUUCUUCACCCGGCUGCCGCCCGAGCUCCGCCUGCGCAUCUACCACUACGUCCUCGGCGGCAACGUCAUCCACCUGCUCCUCAAGCCCGGCCGCGUCGGCCACGUCGUCUGCACCGGCGACCCCAGCGUCGUGCGCGCCCCGGGCGACCCGGACCGCCGCUGCAUCGCCGCCCACGCCGCCUCGCGCGAGAUCCUGUACCAGCGACGCCACUACCCGCCGUGGAACCACCAACCCGGGUGCAGCUGCUGCUCCGCCUUCGCCCUCGACGACCCCUCCUACCGCAUCUACAGCACCCACCACCGCGCCCACGACGGGCCCAUCCCCAAGGUCCCCGAUUGCAUGGGCCCCUCGCCCUUCGUCGUCGCGCCCCCCGGCCGCCCCCACCACCGCCUUCACUGCCCCCGGCACCACCCGCCCUCCCUCCACAACCACCUCCUCCCCUCCAUCCUCCUCCCCGGCUUCCCCUUCGACCCGGACCACCUCCCCGAGUCCGAGCCCGACCACCCCCCCAAGUCCAAGUCCAAGUUCAAGUUCAAGUCCAACCACCCCCCCAAAUCCGACUACCACGACUUCCCCAACCACUACCACGACCCCCCCAACCUCUACCCCAGCAACCCCCCAAACCCAACCCCAUCUUCUCACAGCCUCGGCCUCCUCCCCCUCCUCCUCACCUGCCGCGCCGCCUACCGCGAAUCCGUCGCCACCCUCUACGCCGCCAACCUCUUCGACGCCAACCACCCGCAGACGCUCGUCCUCUUCGCCCGCGCCACCCCACCCCGCCGCCUCGCCAGCGUGCGCGCCCUGCAGCUCCGCUGGAGCUGGCGCCUGCGCGAGCGGCCCGGGUUGAGGGCGCCGGGGCCCAUACCGGCGGCGCCGGGGCAGCAGCAGCGGGGAAGCGGGUGGUGGGGGGAGUGGUGGGGGGGUUGUUCUUCUUCUCCUCCUCCUUCUUCUUUGGUGGAGGCGGAUAGAGCGGAUGGGGUGGAGGCCGGGGCCGGAACUGGAACCGGAGCUGGAGCCGGAUUGCGGAUGAUGACGGGGUUGCAGGCGCUGUAUUUGAGCUUGGAGCUGGAGGGGACGUGGGACGGGACGGCGCAGCAGCAGCAGACGGCGCAGCAGACGGCGUCCGUGCGUGUGCAGCCCGGCGAGGAGUAUAGGGUCGAGGAGGAGCAGCUGUUGCGUCCGAUCGCGAGGAACGUGAGGGGGCUGAGGAAGCUCGAGCUCACGGUCGAGGUGGAGGGGUCGAAUGGGAGGGUGAAGAAGGCGAUGCAUCGGCCGUCGCGCGUGAGGGAGACGCUGGCCGAGAUCGUGUGUGCUCCGCGUGGUGGGGGGAUGAGGUGA
Messenger RNA from Diplodia corticola, 1692 nucleotides. RefSeq lists its product as uncharacterized. NCBI's taxonomy places the organism in Eukaryota, Fungi, Ascomycota, Dothideomycetes, Botryosphaeriales, Botryosphaeriaceae. The transcript has a single exon. The coding region runs from base 1 to 1692 and encodes 563 amino acids. The record is from RefSeq and is a predicted model, not a curated record.